GGAGGAGGAGGAGGAGGAAGAGCAGACUCACACUGGGGGACGCUGUUUUUGGUGAUUGAGGGGACCUUGUGCGACUCUGAGCAUCUCGCUUCGUCCCCCACCUCCCCUCCUCCGGUUUUGGAUUUAACGUGUCAGAAGCCCCCCCGACGUCGGCACCUGGAUUUUAUUUAUAACCCAGCAGAAAAAUUGGAUGGGACGCGCACACGGGCAAGACAAUCCCGGAAAUAACAUGCGUACUCUCAGCCUGUCACGUACGCUCGCAGAGGAUUUGCAUUGCUGCAGGCUGCCGUAGAUCUCAAAAUGUUUCGGGGACGGAUGCAAACAAACGCGCAGCUUUAGAGGUGAUUUUUCACGAGAGCAAUGGGCGAAAUCGUAAAAGCCAGAGGAGGACAUGAAAGUUGCAGCUUCAGCAGGGCUCUUGUGCAUCAGAGGCAGCGGCAGCUCAGCUAGAAAAUGAAGCGAGGACGUGGAGUACGUGCGCACCCAGCAGAUGACGAGAUGAAAUGGAGAGUUUGGGACAGACGGACCUUUUAAGCCCAAGCUCUUCCCGCGGAUCCGUCUCUGUUUCACCCCCGCAGGAGAGAAGGACGAGCGGCCAGCAGCUCGCCUGUGCGCCGGCAGAGAUCCACCACCACAACCAGCACCGGGCGGACAUGGGGCUGAACGGAUUCUGCGCGGCGCCGGUGGGGAGCCCGACGGCCGCGGAGUUACUGGCCGGUCUCGCCUCUCAAACCGACUCCCCCGGAAUCACAACCCCGACCAAGCAGUCCAAAACCGGCGUGCCGCUCUACAACGGCGGGGAGGUGUCUCCGUCUGCCACCGUGGAGGGGAACCACUCGGGCGUUCUGGCGCACACGCCCAAUGGUUACCAAGUGAAAGUGGUGGCGGGGCAGACUGGUUCCCCUGGGUGUCCUCUCACCAGCAGGGCAUGUUUGGUGGAGAAUGGAGACCGGACUGCUCAUGAGAAGCUGCCUUUAGUGGUGAGGAGGAUCAAUGGGGACUUGAAAGCCAGACAGGCUCAGCAGCAGCAGAAGAGGAGAGGGGGGGAGAACUGGGACUUUGGGGCAGAAACUCAAAAUGGUCCUUUAUUAGGGUCGCCAGGGGUAGGAAGCUCCGCUGACCCGCUGUUUGCUUCAGGAGAGGUGGACUUUAAACGGAGGAGGCUGGCGGAUGGAAGUGUUGCAAACAAAUCCUCAGAGGCCUCCAGAGUGACCCGAGCAGUUGCCCCUCUCACGGUCACUGUGAACAGCUCCCACAGCAGCCAGCCUCUGGUCCCACACACUAACCAGUACAAUGGACACAGGGGGGCAGCUUUGGGCCUGUCAGCUGCACCCAGCCAGACCUCCAUCCCCGCCCCGCCGCCUCAAGCGGGGAGCGGCUGGUCGGCAGAGCACAUAGCCCAGCAGUUCAUCGUCCCCUGCAUGAAGUACUACGGCAUCUGCGUGAAGGACAACUUCCUGGGACCCCAGCUGGGCGACAGGGUGCUGGAGGAGGUGGAGGUUCUGAAUCGCAGUGGGAAGUUUCGGGGCGGGCAGCUGGUGAGCCAGAAGAGCAUCCCGUCUCGGAGCAUUCGGGGCGACCAGAUCGCCUGGGUGGAGGGGAAGGAGCCCGGGUGCGAGAGCAUCGCGGCGUUGAUGGCUCACAUUGAUGAGGCCGUCAUGUACAGCGCUGCUAAUGGACAGCUGGGGAGCUGUGUCAUCAAUGGACGCACUAAGGCCAUGGUUGCUUGUUACCCAGGUAACGGCGCAGGGUACGUCCGCCAUGUUGACAACCCUAACGGCGAUGGACGCUGCAUCACAUGUAUUUACUAUCUGAACAAGAACUGGGACAUCGAGACACAAGGAGGUUUGCUGCAGAUCUACCCAGAAGGCAAAAAUGUGGUAGCCAACAUCGAACCUCUGUUUGACCGGCUGCUCAUCUUCUGGUCUGACCGCAGGAACCCACAUGAAGUCAAACCAGCCUAUGCCACUCGCUAUGCCAUCACAGUCUGGUACUUUGAUGCCAAAGAGAGAGCAGAGGCUAAAGAGAAAUACAGAUUGGCAACAGGACAGAAAGGUGUUCAAGUGCCUGUCACUCAAAACAGCAAGACUUAAAUCUCAUCUAAUGGCUGGGGAGCACUCUCGAAGUAUUACGUGCCUUCCUGAACCGCUAAUGGACGUUGCGAUCACAAAGGGAGACACUGUUAAACUGUCAGUCGUCGCUGCAGCUCCACGACGCUCUCCUGAAUGUCAGCUGUCAGAUUCACAUCACAGGCUGUGAUGUAAUAUUUUCCUGCCGCCAAGUCGGGCUGCUGAUCAAGGACGUGGCAGAAAUACAGAGCACAGUGGACUGGCACAGCUGAAAUGAGAAUUGCGAGUCGUGGCAAAGGAAGAAAAUAACUUCAGCGUCUCAUGUAAUCGACCAUGAAGACAGAUAACUGAAAAAGAAAACAGAAUCCUUAAUGCUUUUUUCUUGCAGUUUUUCCUACUCAGUUAUCAGUGAUGUUGUGAUGUAUUGAGAAAUUAAUGUUUUUGCUCUGCUCUGGUGUAACUUUUAAUUCACACUCAAGGAGCAUCAGUGAUGAAAAAGUGGGCAGACAGUGUGAAACAAGGGGCACAUGCAGUAGAAAUCAGUGCCCUGAAAUUCCUUAACACCCCCUGGUCUGUGAUGUGGCCCCUUGUCUCAUGAUGGGCAGAUGUGUACAUGUGGUCAGCGUAAAGACAGAAGAUAAAAAGGCAUCAUGUGAUUGUUGGCCGCAACGCAGUGGAAAGUUUUCCCUGCGGCACACGUUCAAUCAGUCUCGGCCGAAGCACUAACCCUAAACAUAACGGCCAUCUGCUCAAAACGUAUGUGCAUGAGGACAAUUCUGCACUGUAGUUUCACUCUGUAUAGCACUUAGUAGAGUAUUUCAGGACUUUAUCUGGCUCAGAGUACAACAUCUUUUGCAGCGGCCUCGAAAAAGACAAAGAAUCCAGCAUGAGUGGUUCUUUUUUUUUUUUUUUUUUAAGUAGUAGUUCCAAUGUGUGUGACAGAUUUUCAAAACUGAUCCUAGAGUUACACAAAGCUUUUCUACUGAUGUGCAGUGAUCUCUGGCUGAAAUACACAGCUCACACUUGAGACAAGAGGUAAGCUGUUCAGUGACAGGGGUCAAAAACAGGGUUUGAAGAAACACAGUGUGGUUUGUUUGUGUGUGCGUGUGUGUGUGUGUGUGUGUGUGUGUGUGCGUGCUCAUAUGCGUGUGUACAGAUCCAGCUUGACUCUUACCUGGACGCUGUUGAACAAACCUGCUCAAAAGAGACGCAUACAAAAAGAAAAUAAAGAUAACAGCUAAUUUUUAAAAAAGCAAGGAAAAUGACAAAAUGAUACUAAACCUCAGUCAGCCUAUGUACUUAAAACCUUUUAAAGUAUAAAGCACAGAGUUAAGCAUACGCUGUAUGUGAACUGCUCACGUGUGGGAUCGAGUAUUUGUGUGUAAACGUGUACUUGCACAUGUAUGUGAUGAAUUCCACUGUCUUGAAGAGGGUCACAGGUGUUGUCUCGGUAUAUGUUAGACUGGUUAAAGAGAAGGUUAUUUUAAAAAGCACUUUAUUUUUUUGAAAUGCCAUGCGUGAAUGAUAGAAAAAAAAAGUACAACUAAAAAUGUAGAUUAAUGCCUUUUAUGCUGUGGAUAAUAUGAUCAUUCAAAUGCAAUAGAAACUAAAACAAUGAGAACAAAUGGAAAUUGUUUGCCUAUUUUUUUUAAGUAUUUAAUUAAAACAUGUCUGUUUUUGUACACAACAGAAUUGUAAUUGAUUUGCUGGAAAGAAUCAAAACUGAGUUGCAGUUUAGUUGUUUUUUAAAAAAAGUGAGAUCAGACCAAGCGAACAGCAACAUUUUUUAAAGAAAAUUACAAGCAGUUUCUGUCUCCCUCUGUGUGAGGGGUGAAAAUAAAAAUACAGUAAACUAACUGUAAUGUGUAAGAGACAGAAUUCUGUCUGUUUAUUUGGAUAUGGCUAACAUUUGCAAUGAAACGAAGGAGUUUGCAUUCAUAAACUUUGCAAAAAUUGGUGAACUAUCUCAGUGUCAAUAAUUUUCUUCUCUGUAAAUAAAGCUGACAAAGAAAAAAAAUCAUUAUAGUUAAGUUUUUGAUCGUAGUUUUUAAAAUUAGGUUUUUAAAUGAAUAAAUACUGUAUGCUGAAUUGGGUAUACCAGAACAGUCAACUUGAGCACAUGUAGUGCAGUGAAGAGUCAUCAUAUUUAUUGAUAACUUAUUAAUAAAGCUACAAUAAGUGUUCUGGGAUACAAUCCAGGACAUUUGGUGGGAUACAUGCUAAAAUCAUAAUAACCCAACACUGGUAUACAAGAUGCUUUCUUUAUAGCUUGAAGUGAUAAACAUGAAUAAAGAUGAUGUGUUCCUCG
Amphiprion ocellaris (clown anemonefish) is the source of this 4377-nucleotide messenger RNA. RefSeq names its product egl-9 family hypoxia-inducible factor 2 (gene egln2). Gene Ontology annotation, molecular function: peptidyl-proline 4-dioxygenase activity; L-ascorbic acid binding; ferrous iron binding. Gene Ontology annotation, cellular component: cytoplasm; nucleus. Lineage: Eukaryota; Metazoa; Chordata; Actinopteri; Pomacentridae. The record is from RefSeq and is a predicted model, not a curated record. The coding region runs from base 504 to 2093 and encodes 529 amino acids. The transcript is spliced from 6 exons. Gene Ontology annotation, biological process: peptidyl-proline hydroxylation to 4-hydroxy-L-proline; cellular response to hypoxia.